GUAAUAUAAUAAACCAGCUCACUUCCUCUGGCAAUCGCAGAAGUGGCGGAAGUACGUCAGUUUGCUAGACUCCGAGCAUUUACACUUCGCAGUGCGAUUUCUGACGAGCAAGAACAGAGAGAAGAGGAGAUGUGAAUCAUCCGCUGUCUCUUUAAAGCCACUUAGCGAAGCUUCACGUAUUCCGACAAACACGCCGACGUCUUUCCCUUCAGCCGCAGCGCGCGGGCAGCGUUCAGGAAUGGACGCGUUCAACUUACUCUCUGCUGGAUAACGAACUCUUUUCCUGGUUGGAUAUGAUUUGUUUUUGCUGGGUUGUGUGCUGAAGAAGGAUCUUUGGGGGAUAUAAGAGCGUUUUCAGCUUGACGCGGACCGUGCUGUCUCGGAUGGUUUCGUGGCGUCUCUUCACGCUGAAACUUGGCGAUACAAUAAGUUCCUAUUUUUAAAUUGUUUGACAAACACGCGGAUGCCUAUUUAUUUUGUUUCUGGCACAGUGGGUCAUGAAUCGGGUGAGAAUUAAAGCAGGGCCAGCGUCAUGAAUCCAGCGCGCGGUCUGCAGUAUAUACAACACUGAUGUUGUUGUAUGCCGUUGCAACAAAGUUGCCGUGCGCGUGGAAUUCACGCUACUGUAAUUAAACAGCCAUUUUGCACCUGUUUAAAUGAAGCAAGGCGCUUCGAUACUGUGACGCUGUGGUUUGGAUUAUAUACACGCCUCAACCUGCAUGGAUCACAUUUGUUUGUUUAUCACAUUACGGAGCUUAACAUCCAAGGUCAUACUGUGAAUUGUUUACAGGCUUCAGUAUUAUAUGGGUGUGUUUUAUUGAUUGUGUGGAAUCGACUGGUUUUUACGUGAUCGACUGUCAUUUUUUCUUUUUUCUUUUUACGGGGGGGCGGGGGGAGGACAUCGCACCGUUUUUAAAAUGGAAGGGAAAGUGAAGCAGAGUCGCAGAUCCCGUUCGCAGCGCGAGAGGGGACGGAAACGGGAGGCACGCGUCGGGGAAGCCCGCAAUCGAAGCCCCUCGUCUGGUUCCGAACGGGAGCGAAGUCCCGGUAAAAACGCUCCGCCACGCUCGACAUCCUCGAGCAGAACCCCGCGACCCCCCCGGAGGAAGAGACGAGAGUCUAGUUCUCAGGAAGAGGAUAUUAUUGAUGGAUUUGCUAUAGCCAGUUUCGUCAGUUUGGACCGUCUCGAGAAUAAGAAUGUUUCGGUUAAACUGGAAAAGAAGAAAUGGGAGGAUAUUGUAGUUAAACGACAGAAGGAGGCCGAGGAGAGUGUAACCCCUGACAUGGACGAAAAUGGGUUCUGCAAUCUGGCCACCAGCGUGGGGCGAGACCAAGAGCGGGUGAAAGAUCGUCUGCUGAAGAACACAUACUCCAAGAAGAGCAAACGAUCUGUGAGUCUUCUGAGCCCGGCUGGGAGGAAAAUGGAGGAGACGGAGGUGAACACAGCACCCAGGAACAGCUCUAAAGAUCGACUCAGUGAGAGCUCCACUCACUCUCUGUCAGGACGAGGGUACUCGUGUGACAGCGAGAGUGACAUCGAUGACAAGACGAAGGAAAGUCAUAUGGUUUGGAAUGACACAAGGGCAUCUGAUGUAGGAUCAGAGAAGCUUUUCUCGCCUACUGCACCUAAAGUUACGCCAACGAAUGAGAAUCUUGGGUCCAAAACUUCCAGCUCGACCAAAGUGUCUGGUCUUCAGCGUAGCCAGGAACAGAGUAACGACGUUUCGUUUGUCCCGCCGAUCUCAAGUCCGACUCCUGCGUCGCCCCCUACGGGGUCUCCUGCCCCUGCUGCGGCGGCAGCCCCCCCGCCUAGACCGCACCCUAUCUCCCCAAACCCUCUCAGUAUCAAGAAGGAAUCUGUGCCCCCAAUCCCCACCCCUCCCCUUCUGAGGAACCAAUCACAUUCACUGGAGCACAGACUCCCUCCCCCGUCGCACCACAGCCGGCCAAUCAUCAGUCAUCAUCAUCAUCCUUCGCCUUACAGCAGUCUUCACGACAUCAGCAACAACCCUUCCACUCUUCCUCCCAAACACCACCUGCCUCACUCCCCUCAUCAUCUCAGCGGCCUCCCGUCUCCUGCUCCUCCUCUUCCUCUCUCCAUAGCCGGUCUGCCUUCCUCCCACUACUCCCUUCACUCGCCCUCUCACAUCUCCAGCCAUCCGGCCAUGUUCGCCACCCCUGCUACACUGCCUCCUCCGCCCACCCUACCGACCAACAGCCUGGUGGUGCCAGGACACCCUGCCGGACCACCCUAUCCAGAUUUUUCAAGAGCGAGGCGAGAUGGGGCACGCUUCAGAGAGCAUGAUCUUCUGCGGCAGGAGCUGAACAACCGCUUCCUGGUUCAGAGCUCGGAGCGAGGUCGGGGGUCGGCUCCAGGGGCGACAGGGUCGCCGUUGGCCCCUGUGUCGCUCCUCCGGGCCGAGUUUCACCAACAUCAGCAUAUGCACCAGCACCAACACACGCAUCAGCACACCUUCACGCCCUUCCCUGCCAGUCUGCCCCCGGCAGCCAUCAUUGGGCCGCCCACUGCACCUCCCAUGGUGCGUACCCCAGCCAGAAAUUUCGACAAGUACGCCCCAAAGCUGGACAAUCCUUUCUUGAGACAUUCAAAUUUCUUUCCCUCCUACCCGCCAACAAUGCCGGGCAUGCCUCCAUUGCUUCCACAUUCAGGGCCCUUCAGUUCACUGCAAGGCGCCUUCCAGCCAAAGGCCUCAAACCCUAUUGAUGUUGCAGCAAGACCAGGAACGGUCCCCCACACUCUCCUUCAGAAGGACCCGAGGAUAACAGAUCCUUUUAGGACUUCAGUAAGAAAGCCAGGUAAAUGGUGUGCAGUGCAUGUUCAAAUCGCCUGGCAGAUCUACCACCAUCAGCAGAAGAUGAAAAUGCACUUGGACCCGCAUAAACUGGACAUGAAUGGAAAACUUGAUCUAUUCAGCCGUCCUCCAGCUCCAGGCGUGUUCCCUGGGUUUCCCUACCCUCAUGACCUGGCCAGACCCCUCUUCUCAUCAACAGGAUCGGGACAUCCAGCUGCUUCGCCCUAUGGACCAUCUCCUCACCACGCUGGUUUCCUGCCUCCUAGCCAUUUGGCAGGUAAGUAUCCAUUCAGUCGCUCCAGUACCUUUGGCGGCCUCAGCAACCUUUCAAGCAGUGCCUUCGGUGGAUUAGGCAACCCAGCCCUCGGGGCCAACAGUGUGUUUGGACCCAAAGAGGGUCCAGGGCUGCAUGGUCUCAGUAGUCCUCAUCACGACACCUGGAAUCGGCUGCACCGGACACCGCCCUCCUUCCCGACCCCUCCACAGUGGCCCAAAUCUGCAGAUGCAGAAAGAAGCAGCUCUGCAAACAGCCACGAUAGAGAUAGAGACCGGGAGCGAGAGAAAGAAAAAGAAAGGGAAAGAGAAAAAAGGGACUCUUCUGUUGGGAAAGAGGAGAAAGAAAAAGACAGAGACUCUUUAGAUCGUAAUCGCCAUUCAAACCGCUCCUCUCCAGCUUCCGCUCCAGUUAGCUACCAGAUCAGCAGCCUGAUCCGCUCAAAUAGCCAGAACUCGACCGACUCUGGCAGACACCGCAGUGGCAGUGCCGACCGCAACCGAGAGCCUGAGAAAGAGCAUUUGGAGCGCCAGCGAGAGGCAGGCAUUUUAGGAGACGUAAAGGUGAAGGAAAGUCGUUCUCCAGGGAAGGAGAUCACAGACAGACGUUCCUCAGAUGACUCUCUCAAAUCCAUUCACCGAUCGCCCUCUCCUUACUCGAAAAAUGUCCUUAAUGAUGCAGGAAUCAAGAUGGGUAUCCCACAACCGCUACCGAUUAAAGAAAGUGAGAGGGAUCGAAAGGAAACCAGCUCAGGGGAUCUGCUACACAAGGUGAAGAACGACAUGAAAAUCAAGGAGGAACGCAAGGAAGAGCAGGACGUGAUGGUGAUUGGAUCUGAAGCUGCCACUAAGCCUCAAGUCCCUCCUCCACCUCAUCAAACCACACCAAUAGCUCAUCACCACCAUGCACUAUCCCAACAGCCUCCUCCGCCAUCUCCUCGCUGUAGCGACCCUCCGACACAGGCCUCGCUUCACGGAGUCCCCAUGCCGCACUCGCUGCCGCUCACUCUUAGUGCCAUGCAUCAAAUGGGGAGUCUGAAUGCGCUUGAACGCACCCGCAUGGCACCUUUUAUGGGAGUCAGCCCUCUUGCAGCAGGUCGAGACCGCCUUCCACAUCCGGCGUUCUCCUGGGAUCCUCUACGAGAGGCUUACCGAAACCUCGACCUACAGCGGCGCAUGGACUUCCAGCUUCGCUCUGAACCUGGACACCGGUUCCCUGGCAUCUAUGAUCCAGAACGGCCCUAUCGGGAUCGGGAGCCACAUGACUACUCGCACCAUGAGCACCUGCUGGAAGUUCGGCGGGAACAGGAGAGACUGAGACAACAGGCUGAAGAAAGGGAACGGUUGCAUUUACGGGAGGAACUGGAUCGGGCAAGGCUUCACCAACUUCAUCAGUCGCCCAUCGAAGGACACUUACCCCACAUGCCACCAUUUAUGUCGCACCUUGGCGGGAUGCCGUACCCAAGGCUUAGCCCUUCAACAGGACAUAACGGACUUCUUAACCGGACACCCCCAACUGCAGCACUAAGUGCCCCACCACCUCUGGUACCCUCUGGUGCUGCCAGAUCAGCGUCGCCAAGACGGACUACGCCAAUCACCACCCAGGACCCUCGGGAGUACUCACCGUCACGCAACCCCAAAGAAGUGGAGGCACGGUAACAUACUAGGAAGGAAAAUGCCUCACUUGAAUUGGACACAGGCAACAUGCACUUAUUUUCACACAAAGUAGAGUAAAUGAUAAAUAAAUAUGUGUAAUUUGUACAAAGAUUUGUACCUUGGAACAAGCACAUCAACCGGCUUUUUUAAUUGAUUGGAGUAGAAGAAAUGAGUUGGUAGCUCCAACUCUUGGUAGCUCCGAAUAUAAGACAUAAACGUGAACUACCAAACAGAAAUUUGAUAUUAAUAUAUUAAUCCAAUGCCUUUUCAGUUUUCAAGUGAAAAGACAUUCUGAAAUUUGUUUGUACAUUUCCUAUCCUUCAUGUACAGACAUUUUUUUUUAUGUAUUUGCAUUAAGUUUCAUUCGUUCCCUGCCCUGUAUUUAUCCUAGUGAGCUGCCUGAUAUGGAUGUCUACAUAUCUGAAUUGGUAUGAACUCACUGUUUGACAGUUGAUUUGCUCUAUGGUACCUGGAGAUAUUCAGUGCUGACCAUGUACAAAGUUACAUUUCGGAGGUUUUUUUUUUUUGAGAUAUGCAGACAAAUAUGCAUUACAAUAUUCUUGUUUGGUUUAUGUAAAGUUUAAAGAUAUUGUAAAUAUCUUGUUGAUAUUAUUCGGAACGAAAUGACAUUGUACAUUUGUUAGGCUUUUUAAAUGUUUCUAAAAAACAAUGAAAUUAAACAGAACCACUUCCAGGUUGAGAACCAUGGUGACGGAGCUGUCCAAUCAAAUGGGGUUAAGGUCAUGGCGAUGCAAUCUAUGCAAAGAGGAUUAAGAGAGUUCUGAUUGGACGGUUGUCAAAAUGGAGUUCUAAAGUGAGAACCUGGAUACCUGUUAUUCAUUUGUCCAAUUAAGAGCCAAUGAAACAAACAGCUAUAAACUUCCGGGUCAUAAAGGAACUGCUUUAGCAGUUAACACUUCUCCAGCCACAGAACCUGGACAUCUGGGAAACAUAUUGGAAUGGUUGGGGUGGCAAUAGACUCUUUCUGUCGACCUUGUGGUGUUGUGCAGUUGUUUUUCUUAGACUCUUGUAUACAAAACAAGUAGAGCUUUAGGCGUGAAAAAAUGAAAAUGAACAUUCAUGGUUUAAAAAUGUAUGGAAUAAAGGUUGGACCUUAUAUCUGCA
This is a messenger RNA of Ctenopharyngodon idella (grass carp), 5867 nucleotides long. It is a transcript of the gene fbrsl1, whose product is annotated as fibrosin-like 1. NCBI's taxonomy places the organism in Eukaryota, Metazoa, Chordata, Actinopteri, Cypriniformes, Xenocyprididae. The record is from RefSeq and is a predicted model, not a curated record. The transcript is spliced from 21 exons. The coding region runs from base 918 to 4745 and encodes 1275 amino acids.